UCUUCAACCAGUCAUCUGCAAACCUGAAAGAUAAUUUCUGAACGAAAAAAAUAGCAAAAAAAAAAUUCAAUUUCAAUUUUGAAGGACUGUUAUCAUGUAUAAUCCUUAAAAUUUUAGAGAAUAAUCCAAAAUCUCCCACCUAACAGCAAUCUCGAAUGCUCCCAAAUUAGAGAAGUUCAAAUUCACACGUGGGCACACAAAACAAAAGUGUGUGCUCGAUUCUCGUUAUUGUGUCUCCCUAUAAUUUGUCUGGAAGAGUCUCAACCACAGUUUCUCCAUUAAGCUUGGGCUGAAUAUGCCACCUCAAUAAUCCCACGGUAGAUUUCUCAAAACAAUAUCCGACUGAUCGAUUAAUUCCUUUUAUUCCACGACCAUUUUCAUACUUCGAAUCCUCGUCGGCUCACCAGAUCAAUUGGGACUCACGGAAUCCAUCACUAUUUAUUUCGUUAAUUCCACUCCUGUUAUGGUAGUCAAGAUCGAACUCCUAAAUUUGGAUGCUACUUUACAGGUGUUGCACAUAAGUCUUAGUUAGCUGGGUGUCCGUUCUUCACACAUAAGAUCAAGGCCAAAGAUACAGAUCUGUACGGUUUCUGAGGAUUCAACACAGCUGAAAAGCCAUAAAAUUAUUGAUGGACCGUGUUUGAUAAAGAUGAUUGUCUCUAAUGAAGGAAUAUUUUUUAGUGCAAGCUUUGGAAACGGUUCAAAUUGGGAUUUGUGAUUAAGAACCAAAUUGUAGCCUAGUGCAAGGAUCUAGAUGGCUGCAGCAUAUAGGUCUGAGAUACUACUGACUGCUGGUCAGGGAUGUCCAUUGUAAUUGUGUCAUCUGAAGUAUACUUUAUGUACAGAGCUUUCUAUUCUUUUAAAGACGUUAAAACCACAGCAUCAGCUUAAAACACUCUAUAGAGAUGUUUGCAAAACUAAUGGGCAGGCGGCUAAGUCGCAAGCCUGCAAAAUCUGAGACCAAUGGAACAGGGGUGCCUGUACAUUCUGUGAGAGUUCUGGACGAGCCCUCAAAGGUCUCCGUGGAGAAGGUGACUUCACCUGCAAGAAAUGGAUUAAGCUCAGUGAAUGCCGAGCUGCUUUCAAAUGUUGAGACAUUAAAGUCAGUAGAACCUGUAAAUAAUGACAUAGGCAGUAAAGUUGCUGUGGCUCUUCCAGUCCCUACUCCUGGCUUGCAUGCAUCUCCAAUGGAAGUGAAUGACAUGAUGGAUAUGAUAGGUGAUGAUUUAUCUCCUGAUGAUUCUACCGUUGUUAGUACAGUCACUGUUGAAAAUCUACCAUUAUUAAGAGAUGUUCCUGUAGCUGAACGGCAUGAUCUAUUAAUAAAAAAAUUGAGUCUUUGCUGUCAAUUGUAUGAUUUCUUGGACCCCAAAGGGAAUGUUACAGAAAAAGAGAUCAAGCGGCAAACCUUACUUGAGAUUGUUGACUAUAUCCAGUAUGGAGCUGGGAAAUUUACAGAGAGCAUUCACAGGGAUAUUGCCAAUAUGCUUGCAGUGAACCUUUUCCGUACCAUGCCUCCAGCAUACCAUGAAAGCACGGGAUCUGAGAAAUUUGAUAGAGAAGAAGAGGAUGCCUGCAUGGAACCCGCAUGGCCACAUUUGCAGUUAGUGUAUGAGGUCUUCUUACAAUAUAUAAUUUCUACAGAAACAGAUCCCAGAAUAGCAAAGAGGUAUAUAGAUCGCAUCUUUGUGAUGAGACUACUUGACCUGUUUGAUUCUGAAGAUCCCCGUGAGAGAGAGUAUUCAAAGACUAUAUUGCAUCGCAUUUAUGGGAAAUAUAUGAUGCACAGGCCUUUCAUACGGAAGGCAAUCAACAAUAUAUUCUAUCGUUUCAUUUAUGAAACAGAGAGACACAAUGGUAUUGGAGAGUUGCUAGAAAUUCUGGGAAGCAUAAUAAAUGGUUUUGCAAUGCCUCUCAAAGAAGAACAUAAACUCUUUUUAGCAAGAGUUCUUAUUCCUCUGCAUAGGCCGAAAUGUAUUUCUUUUUACCAUCAACAGCUAUCAUACUGUAUCACUCAGUUUGUGGAAAAAGACUACAGAUUAAUAGAUCCUGUUAUCAGGGGUCUGUUGAAAUUUUGGCCUGUCACAAAUAGUCAGAAGGAAGUUAUGCUUCUGGGUGAGUUGGAGGAACUUCUAGAAAUAACUCAAUCCCCAGAAUUAGAAUGUUGCAUGGUCCCUUUAUUUCAACAGAUUGGCCGUUGCCUGCAAUGCUUACAUUUCCAGGUAGCAGAACGAGCUCUUUUCUUUUGGAGCAAUGAUCACAUUGUCAAUCUGAUAGCACAAAAUCGAAAUGUUAUCCUUCCUCUCAUUUUUGAAGCACUAGAAAAGAAUACAGCAUGUCAUUGGCAUCACUCAGUGAAUGGCCUUACAAUGAAUGUAAGGAAAAUGUUUAUGGAAAUGGAUGAGAACUUGUAUAAAGAAUGCCAGGUGAAGUUCCAGGACAAACAAAACAGGACAAGAGAAAAUGUAGAGAAGCGGGCAAUAGCCUGGAAACAGUUGGAAGCGGCAAGUACAUCCAAAGGUAUCAAUGAAGAGGAAUCUAUAAUGAAGCUUCCAGCUAGCUGACAUACUCUGACUAAGCAGCUGAAAUUAUGUUUUGAACCAUCUGACAGACUAUGACUAAUGAAAAUUUUACACAGGAAUUUUUAUUGGAUGACUCAAUUAUGCAUUCAUCUUUUGAUGCAUUUUGUAACGAGUGUGAUUGGGAGAUGGGAUGCCAUACUGUUCUGAUUGAGCUGGAGAGGAUCGAAGGACAUUUGCAGUUAGAUGACCUGGGGCUUGCUUUGCUAGGCCAAGAGAUUCCGGUUCAUUAAUUGGUGUGUUAUAUGAUUUAUAUGGUGGCCUUAGGCUUGCUUUGCUAGUCCAAGAGAUCCUGGUUCAUUAGUUGGUGUGUUAUGAUUUAAAUGGUACCAACAAUUUACUUUUGGAAAUUCUUUGGAGGUCUGAGAUCUUUGCUCUAGCAUUUCCUAACUGGAUGGAGGACUGCAAGUUUGAGUACAAAUUCAUGAACAGCUUGCACUACACUCCCAAACAUGUAAUUAAGCAGUAAUUUGCAUUGAGGUAAUCGUAGUUCUCAACCAUCUCUUUUAAAUAUUGUCUGGAACAAGAGGCUUCAUGAAUAGGGGUGUGCGAUCUUUCAAAAUGUAUUAUUAUUUGCCCUUGUACUUUAGUUAUUGGUUCAUAUCAAUGGUUAAUGAUUUUAUUGAAUGAAAAUAACAUUGAUUUCUCAUAA
Molecule: messenger RNA, 3231 nt
Organism: Cryptomeria japonica (Japanese cedar)
Lineage: Eukaryota; Viridiplantae; Streptophyta; Pinopsida; Cupressales; Cupressaceae
Product: serine/threonine protein phosphatase 2A 57 kDa regulatory subunit B' beta isoform
Exons: 4
Coding region: 906-2564 (552 amino acids)
Biological process (GO): signal transduction
Cellular component (GO): protein phosphatase type 2A complex
Molecular function (GO): protein phosphatase regulator activity
Source: RefSeq, a predicted model, not a curated record